AUGGAUGAGGAUUAUGACGUAAUUGUACUUGGGACUGGGUUAACAGAGUGUAUUCUAUCUGGGCUGCUCAGCGUAGAUGGCCAGAAGGUAUUGCAUAUUGACAGGAAUGAUUAUUAUGGCGGUGAAUCAGCCUCAUUGAAUCUCACUCAACUUUACAAGAAAUUCAAGGACACGGCUCCACCUUCAGAACUCGGAAGAGACCGCGACUACGCAAUCGAUUUGAUCCCAAAGUUUAUCCUUGCUUCUGGUGAACUGACAAAGAUUUUGGUCCACACUGAUGUCACUAGAUACCUCGAAUUCAAGCAGAUUGCAGGCUCUUUUGUCCUCCGUGAUAAGACCGUAUCCAAAGUCCCUAGCACCGAAUACGAAGCUGUCCGUUCGAGCUUGAUGGGGUUAUUCGAGAAGAGGCGCGCAAGAAAUUUCUUCCUCUUUAUCCAGAACUACCGCGACGAUGAUCCCAGCACUCACAGCGGCAUCGACCUCGACUCUCACCCCAUGCAGGCCGUGUAUAACAAGUUCGGGCUUGAGGCAGGUACCCAAGACUUCAUUGGCCAUGCUAUGGCUCUCUACCUCGACGAUUCAUACAAGCAGAAACCUGCACGUGAGACUUACGAGAGAAUUCUCCUGUAUACCUCCUCCAUGGCGAGAUACGGCAAAUCACCUUAUAUCUAUCCUCUCUACGGUCUCGGUGAGCUCCCACAGGCUUUUGCGCGUCUGUCGGCUAUCUACGGCGGUACUUAUAUGCUCGAUAAACCCAUCGACGAGGUUGUUUUGGAUGAAAACGGCAAAUUUACAGGUGUUAGGUCGGGCGAUGAGACAGUACGCGCGAAGAAGGUUAUCGGUGAUCCGUCCUACUUUAUGAGUAGCACCGAGCAACCGCACCCGCGCGUCAAAGAAGUGGGCAAGGUCGUUAGAGCUAUCUGUCUCCUCAAACACCCCAUCCCAAACACGGACAACAGCGACUCGGCGCAGCUCAUUAUCCCACAGAACCAGGUGGGCAGAAAGAACGACAUCUACAUUGCAGCUGUCUCCUCAUCUCACAAUGUAUGCGCUAAGGAUGUUUAUGUGGCUAUCGUGUCGACUGUGGUGGAGACAUCCGCACCUGAAGCUGAACUUCUUUCAGCGUACAAAUUACUGGGACCUAUUCACGAUAAAUUCGUCAGCGUAAAUCCACUCUAUGAGCCAACUGGCAGCGGUGAAGAGGACAACAUAUUCAUUUCGCGCUCUUUCGAUGCAACGUCUCACUUCGAGACCGUGGUGGAUGACGUCAAGGAUAUCUGGAAGAGAGUUACGCAAAAGGAUCUCAUCCUCGAGAAGAAGACGGAGCCCGAGAUCAAUGAGAAUCAAUUAUGA
Molecule: messenger RNA, 1353 nt
Organism: Wallemia ichthyophaga EXF-994
Lineage: Eukaryota; Fungi; Basidiomycota; Wallemiomycetes; Wallemiales; Wallemiaceae
Product: putative secretory pathway GDP dissociation inhibitor 1
Exons: 2
Coding region: 1-1353 (450 amino acids)
Biological process (GO): protein transport; small GTPase-mediated signal transduction; vesicle-mediated transport
Cellular component (GO): cytoplasm
Molecular function (GO): Rab GDP-dissociation inhibitor activity
Source: RefSeq, a predicted model, not a curated record